Molecule: messenger RNA, 1156 nt
Organism: Lepisosteus oculatus (spotted gar)
Lineage: Eukaryota; Metazoa; Chordata; Actinopteri; Semionotiformes; Lepisosteidae
Source: RefSeq, a predicted model, not a curated record
UCAUCUUGCUGUACAAAAUAAUGAAAGGAUUCAAAGAAUGAUUGUGGCAUUUGAAAACCUUCAGAGGCAAGCUGAAGCUGAAAGAAAUGAGAUGCUAAAAUCAAAAGAAGGAAUGCAACAAUUUGAAGAAGCUAGACAGGAGUUUCAGAAAGAGCUUAUGAAAAAGCAAGAAGAGGUAUUAAAGCUUUCAGAGAUGAUUAAUGAUAAAGACAGUCAACUUCAACAAAUUUGGCAAAAGUUUCAAGAAUCAACACAGAGCUGUGAUCAGCUAGAAGAAACUGCAAAGAAACAGUACGAAGACCUUCAAGAAUCAAAAAAACAGCAGGAAUUGCUUUUGGAGCAAUUGGAAAAGGCUGAACGGUUAUGCAAAGAAACUGAGUUAUGUAGGAAAGAGCUUGAAACUGCUUUAGAAGAUAAACGUGAACUUGCUCAGAUACUUCUGGAGAAAGAAACCAGUUUAAAAGAACUUAAUAAAAUAAAGGAUCAACAGGCAGCUGUAAUUGAUGAGCUUCAGGAUAAAUCUCAGGAAAUAAAAGCAUCACUUGCUUUGGAGCAGCAAAGGACAAGAGAGCUUGAAGAUAUUUUAAAUGCAGUUUCUGAGGAACUAAAGAAGAAGGCAUGUGAAUUAGGAACAAUAGGAGAUGAAAAGAGCGAGAAGGAAAGACAAAUUAAAAUUCUCAAAGAUGAUUUGGAUGUUAUUACUAAGUCCCUGGAACUGUUAGAAGAGAAGUUCAAAACAGAGGAGUCAAAGUCAGGACAACUUGUUGCUGAACUUGAAGUUAAAAACACUGAAAUUUGUAAGUUAAGGAAUAUAGGUCAGAUUAAUUCUGUAGAAAAAAAAUACAUGGAAGAGACUCUACAAGAAUUACAGAAAGACCAGAAAAAAUGGAAGGACACUGUGCAAGACAGAGAAAGAAAAAUAUGUGAAAUUGAAGAACAGUUAUCUGCAGCUCUUGGGAAAGUGGUGGUACCACAGGAGGAAAUGGAAGAUUUAAAGAAAGACUUAAAACAACAACAGGAAAAAUAUCAAGAGUUAAUGUCAAAUUUUAACAAACUACAAACAGAAAAGGAGGAUGCUAUCCAUCAGAUGAAGAGUGAAGCUGUUAAUGUUAAAAACCUUGAAGAGUACCUGAAGGUUUGCAUGUCAAAAUAUUGA